Molecule: messenger RNA, 689 nt
Organism: Daphnia carinata
Lineage: Eukaryota; Metazoa; Arthropoda; Branchiopoda; Diplostraca; Daphniidae
Exons: 3
Coding region: 71-571 (166 amino acids)
Source: RefSeq, a predicted model, not a curated record
UCUAAACAAGACACUACAGUCCUCAUAUUAUAAUCGCUUAAAUUUUAAUUAGUCGUCACAGAAAUUUAAAAUGUUUUUCAGGAAGUUUGUCGUUGCUGUCUUCUUGUUGACUGUCGCCUACACAGUUUCAGGUGCCAGCGUCGCUACGGAUGGUAGCAAUUCCGAGGAGGCAACUGAAAACAACUCCAAAGAGGCGUUUGAAGAUGGUUCCGAGCUGGGCAAAGCGUCAAAGUCUUUGAAUGAAACCAGCAUCAUCAAGUUGCGCGAUGUCAGCAUCCAAUUAAAGAAAUUAAAAACCAAAGUCUCUGAAAACGAGCCAACUGUAAACAAAGCCCAUAAUUCAACCUCGGGAACUUCUGAUGUUAAACUGGGUGACGAAAAAGUAGGGCCUUGUGCUAGGACCACUUGCUUUACUAAGAAUGGCACAACUACGUGCACCCUAUCUCCUGCCUGUACUACCACCAAAGCUGCUACUUCUUUUAAACUGUCGAAACAAACAACGGCGAAAGCCACCACUGCCAAAACGCCAGUGUUGGACAUUUCAUCGGAUACCUUGCCUAAGAAAAUCUGAAAUUCUUGUUAGAUUUACGCACUUUAUGUCGUAUGACGAGAAUUCUUUUGUUGCAAUUUCAUACUAACGUAUUGUAACGCAAUUCCUUAUCGACAGCUGAAAUAAACAGAGACUUUCA